Messenger RNA from Dujonia railenensis, 639 nucleotides. The record is from the annotation of a GenBank genome assembly. NCBI's taxonomy places the organism in Eukaryota, Fungi, Ascomycota, Pichiomycetes, Serinales, Debaryomycetaceae.
AUGCCAAAUACCAAGUAUACACCAUUAGAGGAUACGUUGGAAUCCGUGAAUCUUCCUCCUUAUGAAUUAAAUGAUUUAAAUACCGCUGAAGCUGAUCCAGACAAGGCCAGUAGCAGUAGUGAUUUCUCUGAUGUUGAAGCGACAAAUCAACCUACUCCAGUAAGUGAAGAUAGUCAAGCCUUAUUCAAUAGCAAAGAAGACGAAUUUGAAAAAUCAUAUCCUUUCAAAGUUAAAUCAUCAACCAUUGAAGAGGGAGUAGUUCGUUUCCAUUACUUUCCUAAACAUGGAAUUGAAAGAUUCCGUAAAGUAAUUGAAGAUAAAAUUCAAUACAUCACUCAAAGCUCAAGUUGCUCAAGUUGCUCAAGUUGCUCUCCCUUUGCUGUAGGGUAUUUUGAUCAGAAAAAAGACUUGAUUAGUAUCAGUAGUGACCAAGACCUUUUAGAAUGUAUUCAUUGGUACAAUGUAAAUAAUCGCUACCAUCCUAGUGCUAUUAAGUUAAUUACCUACGAUAUUAGAAAUCACGCUGAAGUAGCUAAACAAUACAAAAAGAGAAAAAGGGAAAAGUGUGAAAUUAUUGUUGCUUCAGUUCUUCUCUUUCUCUUUUUCUUUGUCAUUGCAAUAUGUGCUUAUUUCUCGUAA